UGCGUGGAGCCGCUGUGAGCCGACAGGAGGGAUGUGACCCCGGAACAGGACGCCCUCCUUCCAACAACACUCCAUUCAAACACAGAACACAAGAAAGAAAAGCUGGACCAGGAGGGAGCCACAGGAGCAGGGGGGAUGAACCGCGAGGAGGCCCCGGGAAAGUCUCCUGAAGACAUGUACAUCCAGCAGAAAGUGCGGGUCCUGCUCAUGCUUAAGAAAAUGGGGUCAAAUCUUACACCAAGUGAAGAGGCUUUUCUCCAGAAUUAUGCAGGUGUGGUCCACAGUCAGAUGAGCCAGCUGCCACAGCACAACAUUGAUCAGGGUGCAGAGGACGUAGUGAUGGCGUUCUCGCGGUCAGAGACCGAGGAUCGACGACAGUGACGACAAGACUAGCCCCAGCCAACCCCAGCAUAAUCAACAUAUACACAACACAGAUGAGCUCGAGAGUGGAGGAAUCGACCUGGAAGGGACAGACAGAGCUUUUCCGUCUGCUCCCCUCCCCCUUCCGAUUUAGAGGAGACGCACUCAAAGCUGAUCGCUGCGGGUCGAUUCCUUGAUCAUCCAUCAAGGCAGAUGAUGGCCGAAACGCUCAAAUUGUGUGGAUGCACAUCAAAUGCACCGUUUUUUUGUUUGUUUUUGUUUUUUGACGAUCGCGUGUUGGAUCAAGUGAGCAGCGGCAACGUGGUGACUGUGUCGUAUUUGAUCUGUGGGGCUUAUUUUAUAAACACCAGCUGCUCCUUUAAGUAAGUUGCGACAUAAAGUCACUGGAGCGUUCACUCAUCCACCAAUCAUCUCGUCACUCAACAGCAAACGCUGACCAUUCAUUGUUGUUUUUCUGCACCCAGGUAUAGAUUUGUGUUUUUGACCAUCACAGUUUUACCAUAGAACCAGUCAACACUAUGGAGGUGAUUCAGGUUUCGUCUAAGGCCAUGUUAAUAACUACCUCCGAGGUCAAAAAUAUCAAUGCCCACACAACAUGGAGUUUAUGAAAAAAACAACAACAACAACAACAAUCCCCUACACAUGAAAACACAUUUGUUCGCGCUCGACUGCAUGUUUGGCCAAUCAGAAGCUCCCGUUGGCCAUUGUGCAUGAUUUCAAAGAGGUGCAGGAAACAGCAUGAAUUAAUGUAUUUUUUAAUCAAACGUACAUGUCGAAAUGAAAUCGUCAUUAGACAUGUUCUAAUUAACUAAACUUUGAAAACAUGAGGUCAUGUCACACAUUGCAAAUGACGCAAGCCCAAACAGUUUUGGGAAAGCUCAAGAACAAAAAUGUUUAAAAAUAGCAAUUUACGUGUGCCCAUGCUCUCUCUAUUUGUUUAAUGCACACGUUCUAAAGUGAGCAGCUAGCUGGUGUGUGUGCGUGCAGACGUGUUCGUGUUCACAGCAGGCUCGCCAUUCAUCACUAGUGGCCAAUUAUUGGGGGUGGCAGGAUCAGUGUGAUUUAUGUGUGAAACAUUGCGUGGAAGGGGGUUUUCUUUUUAAACAAAGCCCCACUUUGAGCUUGUGCUGCUUUAUUUUUUUUUUAACAAUUAUGAACACGAAAAAAGGAAUGACACCAGGUGCACAUUCUCCCCAAAACAUGGUAGAAGUUGUUUUUAGGUUAUUGUGACAUAGGGGGAAAAAAACUUUAUUGUUCCUUUACUAGAGAAAACUGAUUGUGCCAUUUUUUUAUUAUUAUUAUUAUUCGCACAAUGAGAUUUUUUUUUCUUGAUUAAAAAAGAAGAGACGUAAUUUAUUGUUUCGUGAACUGAUCCUUGUUCCUCAAAUGCAUCGUUGCAGUGAUCAAAACUAUUUGGUCAUUUUUAACUACAAGGAACCAAAACAGCAGAAGUGUAUGUGCUAUUUGUGGUCGUACUGUUUCUUGCACUACUAUCAAAUGGGAUAUCGGCAAAAAUAACAUUUUGAUACACAGAUUCUGUUCCUUUUAAUUGUCUCGACCUAUUGAUCUUUUCCAAGCAGGGUGCUUUUCUAGUCACACACUCAGUGUUUGUGUUUGAGUACACUUUGUAUACAGUAACUUAAUGAUGUCAUCGUAACAUUUCAAAGCAUGUCUGCUGAGGAAAUUUGCCUCACCUUGACCGUUGUGUGCUUUUUAUUCCCUUCUUUUAUGUCCUCAGCAAUCAACAUUAACAGCCAACAGAUGGGACAUCUCCAACAAAGAAAUAUCUUUGUGUUUACUUUCAUUUUCUAUUGUUUGUCUAUGCAUAUUGUUUUUCUCUGAAGCUGUCUUACUGUACAUUUUGCUUGUCAGGGUUGUUUUUCAACCUUUAUAUUGUUGCGUGACUACAUGUGUGUGUAUGAGAGAAAGCACGCUGCUGUUUGGAUUUUUACUGUGAUGAUUUUGGGUUUUUUUUAGAAGGAGGGACUUUGUAUAUUAUUUCAAUCUCACUCAACAUUGAUUAGUUGGUGUUUGUUUUUUGUUUUGGCUGCUGACAAUGUCUUGACCUAAAGCUUCCAAACUUAUACCAACUGAACUAUUAAAGGCAUUUGAAACAG
Molecule: messenger RNA, 2498 nt
Organism: Phycodurus eques (leafy seadragon)
Lineage: Eukaryota; Metazoa; Chordata; Actinopteri; Syngnathiformes; Syngnathidae
Gene: ctnnbip1
Product: catenin, beta interacting protein 1
Exons: 4
Coding region: 136-381 (81 amino acids)
Biological process (GO): negative regulation of Wnt signaling pathway
Cellular component (GO): beta-catenin destruction complex; nucleus; cytosol
Molecular function (GO): beta-catenin binding
Source: RefSeq, a predicted model, not a curated record